Molecule: messenger RNA, 501 nt
Organism: Hibiscus syriacus
Lineage: Eukaryota; Viridiplantae; Streptophyta; Magnoliopsida; Malvales; Malvaceae
Exons: 3
Coding region: 5-322 (105 amino acids)
Source: RefSeq, a predicted model, not a curated record
UGGUAUGGAGAUAACAGUUAACGAACAAUCCGAGGCAAACGUCAAUGGAUCUGAAGAAAUGGAACUCAAUAUCUCUCACAUUCUUGAAAAGAUUGAUCGCUUUACUCAACUGGUCUCUGAGCUGUUAGAAUCUGGAAAGACGAUGUUCAGGGAAUUGAGUAACGAAUUUGAAGAGCGGCUGUUUACGAUACAUAAAGAACAAAUGGAGAAAUGGCAGGAAGAGAUCAAGGAGCUGAGAUUGAUAGAUGCAUCAAAUGAAGAGGCAAGUGCUCUGUUGAAUAAUGCUCGUUUUCUACUUCAGAAUCCCCUUUUCGAAUCUUGAAAGGUACAUUCAAAUAUGGUAUCAAAUGCCAACUAGCUUUUUCUUUCCAUGGAGGUUAAGUGAAGAGAGAUUUGUCAAUGGUAGUAAUUAGUGUCAAGCAAUUUGAAUUCUUUUGAUUCUAAAAUUGCGAUGUAAAUUGGUUUCAAACAUUUUUGAAUCCUCAGUUACCUGUUUGGCUA